Mya arenaria is the source of this 7831-nucleotide messenger RNA. Its product is annotated as filamin-A-like. The record is from RefSeq and is a predicted model, not a curated record. Bases 597 to 4916 code for a protein of 1439 amino acids. Gene Ontology annotation, biological process: actin cytoskeleton organization. Gene Ontology annotation, molecular function: actin filament binding. The transcript has 31 exons. NCBI's taxonomy places the organism in Eukaryota, Metazoa, Mollusca, Bivalvia, Myida, Myidae.
UUCUAUAAUGGUUCAGUGACUCUCGAAGUUUAUUUUCAUGUUUUCGGCUGAAGUUUGUUUCAAUAUGUAUGGAUGCUCCUGAGCGCUCUGUUAAGUUUUGAAUCAGGAUUUUUCGGAAGGAGAAUCUGUAAGCCCACUGGUUAAGCUACUUACGAAUUCAACAACAUAAAAUGUGGAUUUAAUAGGGCCGAGUAAGUUUUAAGUUAUGACAAGCGAAUGUAUACAAUAUCGUUGUAUUUUAAGAAUAAUUAAUUCGACCUGUCAGUGAACAAUAAAACAGUGUUGAUUUCUUAACUGGUGGAAUUUAUUUUAUAACACUGAUUCGGAUUUAAGUAUUAUAUCACCGAUUUGUUUAACAAACAUCCUAAGGUAAUGUUAUGCUAAUGUCAAAAAGAGGUUAAACUAGUCACAGGAUAGGCUAUUUUCACGCCAUCUGAAAAUUGGUUCGCUGCAUUUUUUUCGGAUAUCAAAUUUCGAUCACCAUAAGGCGGGUUAAAGCAUCUGAAAUUAAACCGGAUAAUAACCAGCAUGGAAUAUACGUGCUUUUUUUGUAAAAUGUAGCCCCCUGGAUAGAUAGUCGUAAAAUUCAACACAGAAUGACAGCGUUCUUGCAAAAUGGGGGCGUUCCCCAGCUGCACGUGUCGAGUAGCUCUCAGUGGGUGGAGAUCCAACGAAACACUUUCAAGAACUGGGUCAACGAACAGCUCAAGGGUGAGGGGCAUUCGAUUUUCGACAUCCGGACGGACUUUGCGGAUGGCGUGAUACUCGUAGCACUCGUUGAGACACUGCAGCGCCGGAAGUUGAACGGCUGCGUCCGCCAGCCUGUCCAUAAUCACGAGAAGCUUCACAAUAUCACCAUAGCUCUGGAAGCCAUCGCCAGUGACCACGUGACAUUAGUAAGCAUAGACAGCAGCCAUAUCACGGAAGGUAACACGAAGUUGAUUCUAGCGUUACUAUGGCAACUUGUGUUGCGUUACCAGAUCGGUCUGUCAAGCUUCCAACACCGUGGCUGGCUCCUCGCCUGGGUACAAGCGGUCAUUCCAGAGUGUCACGUGACCAAUCUGACCUCCGACUGGAACUCUGGGAUAGCCUUACAUGCCCUGCUUGAGUUCUGCAAACACGGACUUGGUUCCAACUGGAAACACCUCAACCCUCUUGAUAGGGUGAACAACUGCCGAGAAGGCAUGAAGCUGGCCCGCCAACAUUUCGGCAUCCCUCUGGUGUUGCGACCGGAGGACUUGGCAAACAGCAACCUGGACGAGUUGUCCGCCAUCACAUACUUGUCAUAUUUCACCAAAGUGGGCGCUCCCGGCUACAACGCCACACUGCAGCGCAUCCAGCCACUCAUUAGAAAUUACCCCGUCUUUAACUUCACUACUGACUGGAAGGAUGGGCGCGUGUUGUGUGAACUUGUGCACGUGUUUGGCGGCGACGUUCCAACGUGGCCCGAGCUGCACGGGACCAACACUCAGAGGCUUAGACAAGGGAUGGAGGGCGCGGUGGGUAUCGGUGUAGAGCCCUUACUGACGGUGGAGGAACUGGCGUCUGAGGGCCCUGAACACCUAGGUGUCAUGGCGUACGCUGCUAGGUUCCUAUCUCUUACACCCGGCGUCAUCUCGUAUGAACAUUCUUAUAAAGAAACAAAGAUUAUAACUAUGGAGGAGCACCAUGUUGGUUCCCGGGGGCCGAGCACACUGGCGGGGUCCGCGGGGCAGCUGAGUGACCGGCACAUGACCAAUGGACGGUCACGUGACACUUCGCCAUCUUCCACGACAUCAUCUACACUUAGUGAAACUAAUCACCAGCUUGAGUACACGUUAGUCCGUACACCGUCAUUGAGACGUAAACAGCGUAAAACCGUAAAGGCAUCAGAGGGACCCAAGAAAGACACCUACUCAGACGGCGUCAUCAUUUACGCUACUUCGCACACAACUGUGACCCCUGACGACAUUAAGCUGGUAGCUGAAUCUCCGAUGGGUCGGCUGAUCAAGAUGAACGGAGACGGGAUGUACCACGCCCAGUUUUCGGAGGACGAAAUAGGCGAGUGGACAGUGACUUUGAGCGUGAACGGGCAGAUAGUGGACAGUUGUAAGGUGAACGUAUGUGACCCCUCGCAGGUCAAGGUCACGGGUUUAAAGGCCGGAAUGACUGCAACACCGCAUAGAUUCAAUAUCGACACUAGAGGAGCGGGGCGGGGGAAGCUGGAGGCGGAAGUGCAGACGGGGAACCGGAACAUACCCUGCCACAUCCGGGAGGUGGAUGACCAACGGUAUCAGGCCUCCUUCACGCCCAACGUCGCCGGGCACUACACCAUCGCCGUCCUCUAUAACAAGGCGGAGAUCAGAGGGAUAAUAGAGUUUUCUGACAUACCAGAUGACGCCUCUUUCACACCGGGCGAUGAGGAGCUACAUAGACAGGCCAUAUUCUCAACCAAUAUGAAGCCCCACCUAGACCACUACAAGAUCACUGCUACAUGUGACUGGCAGGUGGAUUACAUGACGGGUGGCCCGAUAGACCUGUACAUAGGAGACACGGCCGACGUCCGGGUAUACAGCAUGCAGGACGGAACCGUUUGCAGCGUUCCUCACUUUAUUGCGGAUGUGACGAACGCGCCACCUGGCGGCGACCUGGAAGCGGAGGUUCAGUUUGGGGCCCACAGGUUCCCAGCAGAUGUUUCAGAGGACCCUGACCGACCGGGUCUAUACAAGGUCGUGUUUAAACCCCGGGGCCCAGGGACAUACCGCCUCUUUAUCAUCUACAAUAAACGUCUCGUCAAGGGUUCGCCUUUCUUGCAAGAAAUAGCCGAACUGACGUCACCGAGUGUUGAGGGGCCAGGCCUUACAAAGGGAGUAGUUGCUGAACCCGCGGAGUUUAAUAUUGAUGCUCGGGGAUUCCCUGGGCAAAUUGCAAUAGAUAUUCAAGGUCCCCACUAUCCGAUAAACGGCAACGUCACACGUCAUCCUGACGGCACUCACACGGUGACGUACGUCCCUGAAGAGGUCGGCAUUCAUCGUAUACACGUUAAACUUGACGGCAAGGACGUUCAAAGUAGCCCCUACCACCCUAAGAUCAUAGACCCGCUUAAGGUGCGUGUUUCCGGCGGUUGGGGUCCUCUUAUGGACGGCCAUGAGCGUAUACCUCUAACGGUCAACAAGGAAAAACAUAUUCCAUUCGACGCCUCAGGCGCAGGUCCCGGCGAGCUUACCGGUAACGUCCACGGCCCCAGUGACAAGGUGCCCGUUACCAUAGACGCCCGGGGAGACGGCAAACACACUCUCAUAUUCACACCAAAGGAAGAAGGCAAGCACUACAUAGACGUCUUCUGGAGCGGCUACGCGCUUCCCCGCUCCCCCUACCACGGUUACGCCACCUACGGCCGUGAAGAGCCGGACUACCCAACUGUCAUGGUUAAACCACACUCCCCUAUCACCGUUAGGAAACAGCCCGUUCAGGAAUCCGCAUACGGCGACCCCCCGGCUGGUUACUGGGUGCGGGCUGACAGACACUCCAAUUCACCAGAUACGACGCCUAGCAAAAUCUACAUCCUCGCGCCCAAUAAGAACGAGCCGAGAGUGGUGUCGGCAGUGAACUACCCGCCGACCAGGAUCCGCGUCCAACGUCACGGCUCAGACAUCAGUCACACCAAUAAGCCCCGCCACUACCUGCAGCCAAAACGCACCGGAAGUGUGUACUCUGCAAGUACACACUCCGCUAAAUCUGAGCCACAUUAUCGGAACCGGAAUAAUAACCGGAAGGAGCCAGACGUGGUGAUCACGCGCCUGCCACGUUCCAGUCCUACGUACCUGCACGUGGACGACCCCUCCCCACGGGAGCUGCACGUGUACACGAGCAGUCCCCAAGGGUCGUCCCCUUCCCUUUCACCAACUUACAUCUACUCCCAACCCCAGAAGUCCCCGGCCAGUGUCGCUAGCAGCAAAGGAAAUAGCCCAAAAGUCCUUCUUCGUGGAAAAGGAUUGAAGGAGGCAGAUUUAGACAAACCGGCGCAUUUUUCGAUUGAUGGCAGAGAGGCCGGACCAGGCGAGCCAGAAGCCCGCGUACACAGCAUCCGAUCAGAGCCCCCGGUACAGAUAGAACCCACGGGCCCAAAACAGUACAGAUGUACCUAUAUACCCAGGGUACCUGGAGCCUAUUUAUUGGACAUCAAAUGGAACGGAAAGCCCCUGAAGUGUUGUCCCUUCAAGAUAGACGUGAAGAAACCCGUAUACCCUGAAAAGGUGGGCGUCACCCCUCUCACCGGUGACCUUAAAGCAGGCGUCAUUGGAAGAGAGAUUGAUCUAAAAAUAGAUCCGCGCGAGGCUGGACAUGGCGAGCUGACCAUCGAUUGUAAGGACCCUGAAGGGCACGAUGUUCCCGUGCAUCUCACGGACAACUACGACGGCACGUACCGGCUGCGUGUCCGCCCCCAGAAGCUAGGGAAACACAUCCUCAACAUUCGACUCAACAAACAACAUGUUUUUGGAAGUCCGUACGCCAUCGAGAUAAAGGGGAAAGUUAUGACCGGAAAUGUGAAGGUGUGGGGCCCGGGAUUGGAGAACGGAGUAUUCCCCGACUACCAGGGUCACUUCUACGCUGAUGCCACUGGCGCCGGUGGCGGGGAGCUGCACGUCAGCGUCAUGGGACUUAAAGGAGCAUUCCAUGUGGAAAUGAAGCGAGCAAGCCAGAAGGACAAGCUGUUCCAUUGUCUGUACCAUCCCCUUGAGCCUGGCGUCUACACCAUCAACGUGCAGUGGUCCGGCAAGCACGUGAGCGGAAGUCCAUACCGCGUGGUCGUCGCCGCCUCUGAGAUGGAUCUCCUCGAGUAUGAAAACAAGGUUGAUAGGUCCCAAACUUCUUCCGCCCGAAGCUCAGGGAAGCUUUCAUCACCAAACACCACUCAAAACAGCAUCAUGUACUGAAGAAAUUAGUCCAACAAAAGUAGUUCCUCCAGAAAGUAAUUACACCAGAAAUAUUUCUAAAAGAAAGUAGUUCCACUUGAAGUAGUUUUUCAAGAAUAUAGUCCAUCGGAAAUGUAUUUGAAGUAUAAGAGAGGUUACGAAACAAUAUUUGAACAAGUACGUGUACACGUUAGGACUUCUUUUUGUGUACUACGUCAUCCGGGUUUGUGUACAUUGUGCUUUGUAACCUCCCUCUCACAAUUGGGCUGCUUUCUGGUCUUAUGACCUUGAUCCACAAAUACUUGUCGUAAAUGAUUCCAGUAAAGAGUGUGUAACGAGUGGGAACUAGUAAUGGACAGUUAUUUCGUAUUUAACCAUUAUAGUUAUAUAUUUCUUAUAUGGGGGAUGUUAACAUACACUGGUUAUACAUGAUUUUAGCAUUAAAUUGCAUAUUUCAUUGCAAACAAUUUGUUCAUCACAGCCGACACUACAACUGCAGUUUUAGGAGUGAAUGUGUCCCAGGUUCGAUUUUAUCGGAGUUUGGGUUGGUGGGCACCAAGCCGGACAAAUUGGUUUUGUCCGGGUACUUCUGUUUCCAGCAGACAUUAACGUAACUUUCGUCACAAUAGUGGUAAUAUAAAUAAAGAUUAAGGUAAAAUUUGACUUAUCUUUAUUAUUGUGAUUGUUAAAGUUGGUAAUUACAAUUUAACAAAUAUUUCAAAUCGGAACUAACAGUUUUUCAUGUUUAUGAUUCCAUGUUUGGGAUUUCAUGAUUGGGAUGGAUUUCAUGUUUGGGAUUUCAUGUUUGGGAUUUCAUGUUUGGGAUUUCAUGUAAGUUUUUUUUGCUUUGAUUUUAUAUUUGGAAUUUCAUGUAAGCGAUUGCAUGUUUGGAAUUCCAUUUUUGGGAAUUCAUGUUUGGGAAUUCAUGUUUGAGAUUUCAUUUUUCCGAUUUCAUGUUUUGCUUUUCAUGUCAGGGAUUUCAUGAUUGAGAUUUCAUGAUUACUGUUUUGAAGACCUACCAUUCUAAAUAACAUAUAUUAUUCUAAAUAUUCCUAAAAGCAGGAAAGUAUCCUAAGCUGUCAAAAUAUGUUCAUGUUAGACUUAAAUUCGAUGAAAGACUACCUAAUAUGAUAAACGGAAUAACCAUUUUUAAAUAUUUGCAUAAUUAUUUUGAUAUCUUUAUAAAUGCUGAAAUAUUUGCUAGUCUUUAAAAAUAUUUUAUAAACAAGAGCAAAUAUAUGAUAACGAUUAUGUAUAAAGCUUUUAUUGUUAUCAAACCAUGUAUUUUAUUUGUUUUAUGGUGCUAAUGUUAUAUCGAGUCUGCCUCAGUGUGUGUUGCUUGUAUAUUUUUAUAUUUAAACUUAAAUUAUGUAUGUGUUCAAUUGUAAAAGUAAUAGUACUUGUAGGUAGGUAUACAUUGUAAUUCAUUUUAUUCAGUUUCGUGUCCAGUUUAUGAGCUUUUUUCAUAUCGCAUAUGAUUAUUCCAAGGAAAUUCUUUUAUACAUUGAUGACUGUGAAAAUGGACUCGAGCGAGGCUUUUGCCUCGAUUUUGUUAUGAUUUUGUUUUGAGAAAAAUAACAUUUUAGCCAAAAUAGUUGUCCCUGAAAUAUUUAUACGUACAUAACGAAUAUGUCGUGUAGGAUAAUCGGUAAAAAAAUGAAGCCUAGCAUAUAACCAAUUCGUUCGAAAGCACCCAAAGUUUAUCUUAAAUAAUUUUGUUGUUUUAUGUUUUGAGGUAUGAGUGGGUAAAUAUGUGAUAGUAAAUAUGACGUACAUGAUGACGUCAUAAUUUAUUGUGACUUUAAUUAGAAUAGCUGUUAAAAGGUAUAACGUGUUAUUAAGGUAUACGCUGCUUAAAACACUGUUUACGGCUCUUUUUGGUAGUAAUAUCUAUAUUAUUUUAUGUUAAAGAAAUGUACCAUAUGUGUAUAAGCAUACAAGCAUAACAAAAGCACAACAUUUAGUAAUAUGAAGGUGCUUUUAUUUCCUUCUAAUGUGAUUCGAUAUAGAUCGACAUUUGAAAGUAACGAUGUAUUUUGCAAUGUAACCUGCAUUUAUAUAUUUUAAUGUAAUUUUGGAUGUAAUUGUUUGAUUAUUAAUGUAUAUUCAUAUGCUUUAGCUUUUUAUGAGCUUUUAUAAUUAAUUUCCAACCAUUUCGUUACCUUCACCUAUUUCUGGCACGUCAUUUAUAAACAAUUAUUACCCUGUAACAUUGUUAUUUGAACGGAGAUUGUUUGAAUCAUUGAGACUGAUGUAAUUCAAAGAAUCAAAUUGUCAAUGAAUCGAAUGUACAGCUGUGUAUGUCAAUAUCUUGUUAAGUUAUCCCUAGAAUUUGAGUGUUUUCAGUGACCGGAUUGAUAAACCAAGCUUUCCAACCAAUAUAAAAUGUAACAUAGUGUUUAAAAAAGUAAUUUAUUUAUUAUUUUUAAUCAAACUAGCGAAAAAGCCUGCAUUUCAGGAACAUUGACCAGAAAACCAAAACAAUAUUCACAUGACUAACUAAUUUUUCGGACUCUUUCUUACAUGUUUAGGUUUCCAUAUCCCCAUAUUUCACCAACCAAAAGCUGAAAUUUGUAAAACCGUUUUUUUCUAGUUCAUAAAUCAGAUAUCUGACUUACAGAAUCACUGACUAAAGUCUGAUUCGCGUCACUGCAAAAUACAAGAAUCAUAUUAUUUGUAAAGGAUAGUUUAGUUAUCAUGUUUCUUAAUGCAUUUAAGCUUCCAUUUGAAGAAACUUGCCAAUACAAUAUACUUUUUUUGUGAUUGCAAUAUAUUAUAAUAUGUAUAGGAUAUUUAACGUAUGUAUUGAUAGAAUACUUAUAAGUUAAGCAAUACUCAUAUUUUAUAUGGUGUGUACAAUACUAGUAUCAAAACGCGCUGUUAUUAGUUUUGUCCAAGAAAAAUAGAUUUAUGUAAUAAAUUAUAUAUCUGCUUAA